AUGAAUGGGGAUGACAUGGUUCCAGGACUUCCGCUGAUGGAUGAGAGAGCCAUCAUCUUGGCUAUCAUUUUAUUCCUUUUGUGCCUGGUGGCAUUGGUAGGCAACGGCUUCAUCACUGCAGUACUUGGCAUGGAGUGGUGGCUACGCAGGACGUUGUCACCUUGCGAUCAGUUAUUGGUCAGCCUGGGGGCCUCUCGCUUCUGUCUGCAGUGGGUGGUGGUCAGUAAGAGCACUUACGUCUUCCUGUAUCCAAAGGCCUUCCCGUACAACCCUGUACUCCAGCUCCUAGCUUUCCAGUGGGACUUCUGGAAUGCUGCCACCUUAUGGGUUUCCAGCUGGCUGAGUGUCUUCUAUUGCGUGAAAAUUGCCACCCUCACGCACCCUGUCUUCCUCCGGCUAAAGCGGAAGGUGCCUGGGCUGGUUCCACGGAUGUUGCUCAGCUCGGUGGGGUUCUCCAGCUUGAGCACCAUCUUGUUUUGCACGGGCAACCACAGCAUUUACCAGAACUAUUUACGAAGAGGUCCGCAAUCUUGGAAUCUCACUGGGGAUGCUGUCAGGAGAACAUAUGAGAAAUUCUACUUCUUCCCUCUAAAAAUUGUCACCUGGACACUCCCUACCACGGUCUUCCUUGUUGGCAUGGUUUUGCUCAUCACAUCUCUGGGAAGACAUGCCAAGAAGAGCUUCCUGUCCACCUCUGGUUCUCGCGACCCCAGGUCUCAGGCACACAUCAAGGCUCUCCUGGCCAUCACCUCCUUUACCAUCCUUUUUACCUCCUCUUUUCUGUCACUGAUGCUCAACGCCGCAGGUGUUUUCCCAUCUCAGGAAUUCAAGUACUGGGUGUGGCAGGCAGGCAUUUAUCUAUGCACAGCGGUCCACCCCAUCAUUCUGCUCAUGAGCAACCCCAGGCUGAGAGCUGUGCUGGCGAGGGGCUGCUUCUUACCACGUGGGGCAUCUUGA
Molecule: messenger RNA, 957 nt
Organism: Hipposideros armiger (great roundleaf bat)
Lineage: Eukaryota; Metazoa; Chordata; Mammalia; Chiroptera; Hipposideridae
Gene: TAS2R60
Product: taste 2 receptor member 60
Exons: 1
Coding region: 1-957 (318 amino acids)
Biological process (GO): sensory perception of taste; G protein-coupled receptor signaling pathway
Cellular component (GO): membrane
Molecular function (GO): G protein-coupled receptor activity; bitter taste receptor activity
Source: RefSeq, a predicted model, not a curated record